UAACGUUAUGUGUGUUAUUCAAGGAGGCAGCUGGUGCUUUAUCUACAGAAGGAUGUUAAGAUGUAAACGGGACAAAACAGCGGCGGUUAAUUUAUUAGCGUUAGUCAUGAAUGGACCACGAGUUGCUAUGGUCACUGGGAGCUAACAGUGAGAUAAGUGACGAAGUUUGAAUGUUUCUAAAGCAAGCUAACGGCUGGUGAGUGCUUAAAGAGACAGGCUGUGUUUACAUUUGUUAGCAUUGUAGCAGCUAGCAGAAUGCUAGCUAGCCUUUUAAUUCAUUUACAACGCAACCUGGACUUUGACUCUAGGCGUGUUCAUGAACAGUGAUGGAGUUGCCUCAGAGGGACAGGCUGUCGGAGCUGGUGGAGGAGCUGACCACAUCAGGACAGCCACAGCUCAACCAGGACAAGAUGAAGGAAAUCAAAAAAAUCUGCAAAGUGUCUAAUGACUGCAUAGACCACGUGUACCACUCAGUGAUGUCCCAGCUCAACCAGGAACAUGCAGAGAUCCGACUGUCUGCCUUCCAGAUAGCCAGUGAGCUCUUCUCCAGAUCACAUCACUUCAGAACCCUGCUGGUGGACAACUUCCAGGAGCUCUUGGAGUUGACAGUUGAGACUGACUCGGAGCAGCCACUGCCCCCUCCUAAAGAAGUAGCCAGGAAACUGAGGUCACUGGCCAUCCGGACUGUCCAAUCAUGGCAGGCCUCUUAUGGGAUGGCGUAUAAGAAGUUAGCUCUGGGCUACCACUUUCUCAAACAGGUUAAGAAGGUGGACUUCCAGGAUGCUGAGGCCAGGACAGUAGCAGAGAGGAGGAGGGAGGAGGAGAGACAGAGGAGGAUGGAGAGGAUCUACAAGGAGAGAGUGGAGGCAGCCUCCAUAGACAUGGAGGAGUCCUACCCAGACAUUGAGGCAACACUGACAGAGAUGGAAACCUGUAUGAGGCUGCUUCUCCCCGAGUUUGACCUUACAGGCAUCCACACAACCGAUAGCAGCCCCCCUAUCUCCCAAACAGCCAAUGAUUGUCCACCAGUCGACGAACAGCCCUGCUGCAGCAAAGACCUGAAAGAUGACGGGAGUGAAGGAAUGAUAGAAAAGAAGGAGGAGAGCAGGGAAGAAAAUAAAAACGACAGAGGGGAAGAAGAGGGGAAGGAGAGGUCUGAUGUUGAGGAAAGGGGGGAUAAAGCGUGGAGCGAUGGGAAUGAGCGGGAGGAGGUGAAGGGAAAGGAAGUAGAAGAUGGAGAAGAAAAUGAGGAAGAUCAGGAAGCAAGUAGUGAAGAGGAGGAGGAGGAGGAGGAGGAGGAGGAGAAGAAGCAUCUUGAUGAAGACUUGUUUAUUCGGAACUCUGGGCUCAUCUCUCACUCCUACAGUCUGGACCUGAACCUCAGUCCUGGUCUUCAUGUUAAGGAGACUGAGGACAAUGAGGCGGUGGUUUCCACGGUGAUAGACCUCCACAAACUGAUAAAAACCAAACACCUACCUGCUGUGCAGGGCUGGAUUCAGGUCUUCACCAAGUCAGGUGCUGAGGAGCAGCUGUUGAGAAGAGCACUGGAUCUGAAGAAGUCUUUAGAAGCUGCCCUGGAGAAACACAAAGAGCUUCACAUUGAUUACAAGACCAGGAUCCGCAGAGUGAUGAAGGCCUCUUCAGACGGAGAUGAGGAGGACGACGACGAUGAGGAUGAUUUCGAUGAGGUUCCAGAGAAGGAGGGUUAUGAGCCGCACAUUCCAGAGCAUCUACGAGCCGAGUAUGGUUUGGAUCCAACUCCUUCCACCUCAACAGCACCGCUCCCAAAAAAAACUCCUGCGAAAAGACCUGCAGCUCCUCCCCCUCUGUCCUCCACCUCCUCCACCUCCUCCCCUCCCUCCUCCUCCAGGCGGCUAAAGCGACUCACAGAGGAGGAGCAGGAUCCAACAUGUGCAGCCGCUACGCUGCGCCUCCUCAGACAGAACUUCCCUCCACCUGCAGAACCCAGCAGCAGCUCCUCAGGUCCCAGUUCAGACCAGAAGGCUGCUGAUGCUCCUGUGGUUCCAUUUGGUUUAGACCUGUACUACUGGGGCCAGGAGCAGCCCAAUGCUGGCAAGAUCAUCAAGUCUGCCUCUCAGCAUCAGUUCUGGGUUCACGCCGAGGUGGAGGAGGAGGUGGAGAACAAGGAGCUCCUGGCAGAGAGCAGGAGCAGAUACAUCUCCUUUCCUGGGAGCUUCACUCCUGUCAGCCAUCACUGCAGAGCUCCACUGGGCAACGGAAACCUGUGUCAGAGGCAGGACCGCAACAAGUGUCCCUUCCAUGGCCGGAUCGUUCCUCGAGACCAGGAGGGUCGACCCUGCAGGCAGGAGGACCGACUGAGGGAGGAGCAGGAGGAGAGGAGGAAGAGGGAGGAGCAGCCUGACUGGCGUGAUGCAGAUCUGAUGCGAGACAUCGAGGCGGCAACCGGAGAAGACCUGGGUUCCGACAGGGUGGGCAAAAAAGGGAAAGGGAAGAAGAAGAAAUACCCCCACCUCAGUGAUCUGAAGCAGAGCGCCAACACGUCCCGCUCCAGGCUGGAGAAAAAAGUCUUCAACAAGAGCACCAUGCGCAGAGUAGCUGACGUGCUGAGCAAAGCCGACAGCAGAAAACACGACAAGUUCUCUAACCAGUUCAACUACGCUCUCAAGUGACCUCAGACCACCUUAAUAUUCCUUCAGAUGAAAGGAGAGGACCGAGUGCUUUUAUUAAGCCUUUAGGCUUAAUAAACUUGUCUCGCACUGAAAGAAGGACAGACUUUAACUUAUUGAUGUGCACAUACAGUAUAUGAAGAGAUCAAUAUGAUAUUUAAAACACGGUUUGAACACUGUGGUGCAGCUGGAAUGAUUUUGGAACAAUUAAGUAUCAGAAAAUAAAAAUGGAAUUUCUGUUGGUCUAAUUUGUCAGCUACAUUCUUGAGCUGAAUCUUGCCUUUGUAUCAGCCAAAUCCAGUGGAUUUUUACUCUUUUUCCUGUAUGUAUUGUUUGUAUUUGUUUAAAGCCGUGUGUGCUAAAUGAACAUGAGGCAAGUGAAAAAGAUUUGUGCCACAAGUAAACUGUAAAUCUUUCCUCA
Dicentrarchus labrax (European seabass) is the source of this 3069-nucleotide messenger RNA. RefSeq names its product UV-stimulated scaffold protein A (gene uvssa). The transcript has 15 exons. The record is from RefSeq and is a predicted model, not a curated record. Gene Ontology annotation, biological process: response to UV; transcription-coupled nucleotide-excision repair. Gene Ontology annotation, molecular function: RNA polymerase II complex binding. Gene Ontology annotation, cellular component: chromosome. The coding region runs from base 327 to 2651 and encodes 774 amino acids. NCBI's taxonomy places the organism in Eukaryota, Metazoa, Chordata, Actinopteri, Moronidae.